AUGGAAGGUCUAUGGGCGUAUAUGAUCACGCUGGUGGAGAUAUUUGGCGAAAUUCAAGAGCUGAGCAUGAGGGCUGCUCCAAGCUUGCCGGAUAAUCAAUGCAUGCAUGUCGACGACCAGGUGGCCUUUCUGGGCGAAGCUCUAUCAUCCUGGGAGGCAAACUUUCCUGAGCAUGAACUGGGUGGUCCCUUCGUGGCGCUGCAUCAGGGGUAUUAUCACUACCGCAUGCUACUGUAUUACCAAUACUUAGAUACCAAACGGGCAACUACAGAAAAGACUGCACGAUUCUCGAAAUUCUGUCAGCAUAGCGCUCUUGCCCAUAGUAAUCUGCUGGCUCUCCCGCGAGAUGUUGGGCAAUGCGACGUUCUGUAUGCAGGGGUAGGACACAGCACGGUAAUUUCCUCGUCCGUCCUGCUUCACACUGCCAUGUUCGGUGACUCGGAUGAAAUCAUGCCUGCGCAGCAAGCUCUUCAAGCCAAUUUCAAAAUGCUCCAAGAGCUCUCGCCAUAUUGGCCUUCCCUAGACUUGACCAUACGUCGUCUCAGUCAGUUCCAGCUGCGAUGUACCGAGGGCGAUGCGAUCAGGGCAUACGACUUUGACGAGUGGAUGGUAGCAUUUCUUUUGAGGUAUCAUUUGACGCUAGACGAGAAACGGUCUCGCGGGGUAGCCAAGAAUGACAUCGCUCUAUUCCCUGUGUGCUGA
This is a messenger RNA of Clonostachys byssicola, 702 nucleotides long. The record is from the annotation of a GenBank genome assembly. Lineage: Eukaryota; Fungi; Ascomycota; Sordariomycetes; Hypocreales; Bionectriaceae.